Messenger RNA from Bubalus bubalis (water buffalo), 732 nucleotides. It is a transcript of the gene GIMD1, whose product is annotated as GIMAP family P-loop NTPase domain containing 1. The transcript is spliced from 3 exons. The record is from RefSeq and is a predicted model, not a curated record. The coding region runs from base 79 to 732 and encodes 217 amino acids. Gene Ontology annotation, molecular function: GTP binding. Lineage: Eukaryota; Metazoa; Chordata; Mammalia; Artiodactyla; Bovidae.
GUUGAAGUUCAUACCAAACAACCAUAGCAGCUUGAGGGAAGUCUCUGGAACAAGCAUUUUUAAGAUUGGAAAAGAGCCAUGAUGAACUCCAACAAGAUGACCAUCAACUUGGCCCUCUUUGGCAUGACUCAAAGUGGAAAAAGUUCUGCUGGGAACAUUAUUCUGGGAAGCACUGACUUCCACAGCAGCUUUGCUCCAUGCUCUGUGACCAGAGAUUGUAGUCUGGGCCGCAGCUGUCAAUUCCGCAGCUUCAUGCGUCGAGGAGGGCAAGAGGUGACUCUGCAGGUCCAGGUGUUGGACACGCCAGGUUACCCGCACAGCAGGCUGAGCAAGAAGCACGUGAGACAGGAGGUCAGGGAGGCCCUGGCACAUCACUUUGGGCAGGAGGGUCUGCACCUUGCACUGCUGGUCCAGAGAGCAGACGUGCCUCUCUGUGGACAGGAAGAACCUUCCCCAGUCCAAAUGAUCCAGGAACUUCUGGGCCACGCUUGGAUGAAUUACACGGCCAUUCUUUUCACCCAUGCAGAAAAAAUAGAAGAGGCUGGGUUCAAUGAAGAUGAAUACUUACGUGAGGCCUCCGAAACACUGCUAAAGCUACUAAAUUCUAUUCAGCAUAGGUAUAUUUUCCAGUAUAAAAAAGGAAACUCACUUAGUGAACAAAGACUAAAAAUCUUGGAAAGAAUCAUAGAAUUUGUAAAAGAAAAUUGUUACCAAGUUCUUACCUUUAAGUAA